Molecule: messenger RNA, 1235 nt
Organism: Varanus komodoensis (Komodo dragon)
Lineage: Eukaryota; Metazoa; Chordata; Lepidosauria; Squamata; Varanidae
Gene: NPC2
Product: NPC intracellular cholesterol transporter 2
Exons: 4
Coding region: 122-565 (147 amino acids)
Biological process (GO): cholesterol efflux; intracellular cholesterol transport
Molecular function (GO): cholesterol binding
Source: RefSeq, a predicted model, not a curated record
GUGACCCCGCCGCCGCACAGUCAUAGCCUCGCGCGUCCCUGUUCCUGCUCCAGCAGCCGGCCGGGAGAAGUUUCCUGCUCUUUGGGACAGCGCGACAGGAAACGAGACUCCACCACCCAUCAUGCUGGCUCUGGCGCUGACUCUGCUGCUCACCGCCGGCUCGGCGGUCCUCGCCGAACCCCUCCAUUAUGUGGAUUGCGGUUCCGAGGCUGGAAUUAUUUUGGAAGUCAAUGUGAGUCCCUGUCCAAAACAACCUUGUAUUCUCCACAAAGGAGACACCUACACCGUCAAUGUCACAUUCACUAGUAAGAUUGACAGCCCGGGCUGCCAGGCAAAAGUGUUUGGAGAAAUGUUUGGAGUGGAUGUUCCCUUCCCACUCGAUCAGCCAGAUGGGUGCAAGUCUGGGAUCAAUUGCCCUAUUCAGGCAGGCCAUACUUACAGCUACCUGACCAAGCUACCAGUAAAGUCAGAGUACCCUAAUAUUAAACUUGUUGUCAUGUGGAAGUUGGAGAGUAACAAUGUACAAUUCUUCUGUUGGAAGAUUGCUGCUCAGAUCUCUGGCUAAGAAAACCCUGCUUCACCCUUGACGGCUUCUGGGGGAGGGAAAAAUGGGUCUAGAGAGGAAUCAAAUGCUUUGCUUCAUUUCCUGUUGCACUUCUGCAGCAAUUGCUCUCCUUCUUCAGCGUUGAAGUCUAGAUGCAAGAGGGGGCACUAGUCAGAACUAAGGUUCCCAAGAGAGACUGGGGUUUGGGAGAAGUCUUACUGUAACUCAGGGAGAAGAUCUUGUAACCAUUGCUAGAAGCAGGAUUCUGAUUGCUUGAAAUGGAAUGUGUAUUGUGAAGAAAUUGUGAGAAACUGGGCCAAUAACCAUCAGGACAAUUGCUGCUUGUCAACACUUCAGUGCCUCUCAUGGUCAGAAGCUGGCUUCAGGCUUCAGUGUGUUUCUUCCCUCCCACCUCCUUGCUCUUCCAAGGCCUCAGCUUUCCUUGGAUCUACGUAAGCUACCUGGAGCCAAAAGAAGAUUGAGCAGCCACCUGCUGUAGCUACUUGCUGCAGAUAGGAAGAUCUGUUCCUUUCAGUAAAUACCAAACCAAAUGGUAUUUGGUCUUUACCCAGACAUCAUGUGUAUUAACAAUUUUGCACUGUCUUAUAACUCACCUGGGGUUGCUGGGGGAGGUGCUCUCCAAAUCCAGCUUUUUAUAACUUUCUUCUAAUAAACUCUUUAUGAUGAAACA